AUGUGGUAUAUAUCCACAAAAAUACCUAUAUUUUCUAGAUAUAAUGUAUAUCAACAUAAAAAAAAUAUUUUGUAUUCAAAAACAUUUUUUUUUUCUAUUUUUUUUCUUAUAUCAAAAUUAAAUUAUGUCAAAUCACAAACUGAAUGUUCAUCUACUGGAGAAUGGAAUGAAUGGGGUAAUUGGACGGCAUGUAAUGAAGCCAUACCUGAUGUUCCAGUUAAACAUCGUAUAAGAGAUUGUAUACCAUUUCCAAGUGGUUGUUUACAAAGUGGUAGUGUUGAAUGUGAUGGUCAUUAUUCUGAAACAUUAUCAUGUUUACAAACAACCACUGAAUCAUUAACUACACCAGAUAUUACUACAUCUUUGUUAACUACAUUAUCAACUAUUCCUUCAACUAUUUCUUCAACUAUUCCAUCAACUAUUUCUUCAACUAUUCCAUCAACUAUUCCUUCAACUGUCUCAUCUACUAUUUUAUCAACUAUUCCUUCAACUGUUCCUCUAACAGAAACAACCGAAGAACCGACAACUAUUACUACUGAAGAAAUAUUGACUACAAUAUCAUCUACUAAUACACCAACAACCACUACUACUACUACUACUACAACAACAACAACAACGACAACAAUAACACCAUCUACUACAUUAUUAACAACUACAAUACUUUCUACAACACUAACUGAAUUAACAACUUUAUCUAUAAGAACGACAACUGAUCCACCAUCAACGGUAUUAACAUCAUUAAGUACUACAACUUCUCCAACAACUAUAUCAAGUAUUAUAUCAACAACCGAUCAAUGUUCUGACACUACAUGGAAUCAAUGGUUGGAAUGGAGUGAAUGUACAGAUACUUGUGGAAUGUGUGGUGUACGUCAAAGAUUUAGAACAUGUAAAAAAUCUAAUCCAACUUGUUCAUGUACAGGAGCACAAUUUGAAAAAGAAUUUUGUAAUGAUGCUAUCUGUAAGUAUCCACGGCCAACUCCUUGUUGUAACAAUUAUAUUCCAUCUGGUUCAAAUAAUAAAUUUGUUUGUGUUUUACCAAGUUAA
Messenger RNA from Strongyloides ratti, 1044 nucleotides. RefSeq names its product Thrombospondin, type 1 repeat-containing protein. NCBI's taxonomy places the organism in Eukaryota, Metazoa, Nematoda, Chromadorea, Rhabditida, Strongyloididae. The record is from RefSeq and is a predicted model, not a curated record. Bases 1 to 1044 code for a protein of 347 amino acids. The transcript has 3 exons.